Messenger RNA from Penicillium waksmanii, 948 nucleotides. RefSeq lists its product as uncharacterized. The record is from RefSeq and is a predicted model, not a curated record. Lineage: Eukaryota; Fungi; Ascomycota; Eurotiomycetes; Eurotiales; Aspergillaceae. Gene Ontology annotation, molecular function: hydrolase activity. The transcript has 2 exons. Bases 1 to 948 code for a protein of 315 amino acids.
AUGGGUUCUCGAUGGUGGCUGCAUGUCCAGGCCGUCGUCUGGCGGUUCCUGAUGCGCAUUGGAAUGUCCCUGCAUGACCUCACACCUCCGCGUUGUCCGAGCCCAUCCUUUACCCGUACCCUUCCAUCCGACGCCCACGGCAAUUCGGCGGUCAUUCAUUUCUACCUCCCUCCCGAUUAUCACGCCCAGAAACGCCUUGGCCAUCGUUUUCCCGUCCUCGUCAACUUCCACGGUGGUGGUUUCACCCUCGGCUGUGCCACCGACGAUUCCCGAUGGACCACCAUGGUUGUCCGCGAGGUCGACGCCGUUGUCGCUAGUGUCAGCUAUCGUCGGGCCCCUGAAAACCCCUUCCCCGCCGCCGUCGACGACGGAGUGGAUGCGCUGUUGUAUUUGGCAGCCAACGCCGGCGACUUGGGCCUGGAUGUCAGCCGGGUGGCCCUGAGCGGCUUCUCGGCUGGUGGCAACCUAGCCGUCACCGUUCCACUGCGUCUGCAUAGUCGACUAUCCUCCGAGAUCAAGGAGCACUUUGGCCGGGCGGAGUCGACCCAGCGUUUGGUAGACCAGACCAACGAGCUCAACAUCGUUGGCAUCUUCGCUUGGUACCCCAUUCUGGACUUUUUGGAGUCCCGCGACCACCGCCGAGCCAUGAGUAUCAUGCCCGAUAAGACUCUACCGGCCUUCUUCACCACCCUAUUCGAUGAAGCAUACCUCCCAAUCUCGACGAUCGCUCGUCCGCCUUUGCGUCGCCGGUGCUGGGACAUGCUUAUGAAAGAAGGCCAAACCUUCGUGCGUCGUCUCGAGGGACUGGGCAAGCGUGUCCGGGCCAUGAUGAUUGAGAAGGCCUGCCAUGCCUGGGACAAAUCGGCGAACCCUUUCCGCGACCAGGAUAGCGUUGAUGUGCUGUACCGUGAGUCCUGUGCGGAAAUGAAGGCGAUCUUCGACCGGUGA